Pogonomyrmex barbatus (red harvester ant) is the source of this 1343-nucleotide messenger RNA. RefSeq names its product Secretion-associated Ras-related 1 (gene Sar1). Gene Ontology annotation, molecular function: GTP binding; GTPase activity. NCBI's taxonomy places the organism in Eukaryota, Metazoa, Arthropoda, Insecta, Hymenoptera, Formicidae. Gene Ontology annotation, biological process: intracellular protein transport. The record is from RefSeq and is a predicted model, not a curated record.
UCAUCCAGUGCCAACUGCCAGCCAACGGGGCUCUGUGGUCGGACUGCUCUUUCUAUGGGAGGAAAAGUACUUUUCUCCGUCCCUGCGGCCUCCGUACGCCUUUUUCACAGUGGAGUCAUUCGUUAGUUAAUACGUACGCAGCACGGUACACGACGUAUUAUCGCAGCUACAAAUAUGUUUAUUUGGGAUUGGUUCGCCGGAGUACUGAAUUAUCUUGGAUUAUGGAAGAAGAGUGGCAAGCUCCUCUUUUUAGGUUUGGAUAACGCAGGCAAAACCACAUUGCUUCACAUGCUCAAGGAUGAUCGUUUAGCUCAACAUGUGCCCACACUACAUCCAAGUAACUAACUUUUAUUUUAUUUUGUGCUUCUAAGUUUCUAUCUAAAUAGAUACACACGUCGUGUAUGGAAGGAUUAUUUCCCAGCUGUCGACGCGAUAGUAUUUCUCGUCGACGCAAGCGACAGAACAAGAUUAUGGGAAUCAAAAGCAGAGUUGGAUGCGUUGUUAACUGAUGAGCAACUCAGUGCGUGUCCGGUUCUCGUGCUAGGCAAUAAAAUUGACAAACCAUCAGCGGCUUCGGAAGAUGAGCUCAGAAAUUUCUUUAAUCUAUACGGACAAACAACAGGAAAGGGUAAAGUUGCUCGCAGUGAGAUACCCGGCCGUCCGCUAGAACUGUUCAUGUGCUCAGUUUUGAAGCGACAGGGAUAUGGGGAAGGCUUCCGUUGGCUUGCACAGUAUAUUGAUUGAACAUAUAUAUUAUUAUACGCAUGACAGAUUCAACAGUUUCAUCAUACAUUUCCCUUUCCUAUGGUAACGAUGCCGUUACCAGAACUGUAAUCUUCACGUGUAUUCAGCAGUAGGAGAGGAAAUACCAUUUCAUCGAAAAAAAAGGACAAGCAGUAACCAAAAUUCGAGACGAUUUUCACAACUAGACACGAGAUGAAUAUUAUCGAGAACAUUGUACAUGCGAAGAAUAGGAUUAAUUUCCUUUCUUCGACGUUGAUACAUGGAAAAUCCGGCAAACACAAUGUCUCUUUAUCUGGAUACUUCGAGUCCCAUACAGAUUCCGUGAGGUCCUAUCAUUUUACGAGUCACACAUAUUAGGGGAAUGGUCAUCGAACGUGCUGAAGAAUGAAAUAAAAACGUUUUGAUAAAAUAAAACUAAUAAACUAUUUAAGAAUUCCAAGUGUUUUGUAGAUUUAUUUUUGGUGAUUUAUUUUUAAUAAUGUUAUACGUAAUGAAAAAAAAAGUCAUGAUGCGAAGUAAUGUAUCACAUGUGUCAUAAUUUCUGAAAAUUUGUAAGUUUACAGCAUGUAUAAUUUAUCAAAGUUGGAUUGAUUUGUUAA